UAUGUAAGCAACACAUGAAGUCAUAACCGUGUUUCACAGGAAGGUUUCAUCAGUUCAGAUAAGCCUGGACUACAUCUCUCUCAUUCGCAUGUUUGUGAAGAUUUAAUUCACAAAGGAUUCCUGCAGGGAAGUCAACGUUGAACCUUUGUUGUGGGGAGAUCGCCACGAAAGAUGGGUUGAAAUCUGUCUGAAGGGAAUUUACUGGAUUUGACUGUUUUGUUUUCUUUGCUGAAUUUCCACUUACUCUCAAGUACCGAAGAGUCGACACGAUGACUGAGCCAACAGCUGAUGAGCCUCUGCCUCCUGCUGACGACACCAACCCUGACAGUGACGUCCGGCAUCUUUUGAGAGAAAUAAGAAGAGCCUCCCAGAACGGCAUGCUAACAUGGACCCUCCAGAAGAAGGUGGAGGCCGAUCCUUCCUGCAGCAUCUCACUCAUCAACGUGCUCCUCAAUGAGCUGGAGAAGAAACAGCAACGAGUCUGCAAGACCCAGAAGUUCAAGUCUUACAUGUCGAUCAUGCCGGUGCUUCAUACGCUGUACUAUGUAGUCAUUCAGUCAGGCGUCACCAUCCCAAACAGCCUCUACCAGAGAGUGUCUGAGUGUCUGACAAAGCUGCUGAUACUGCCGCUGCCAUACUCUGCUGUGGUCCAGCAGACUCUCCGAAGCAUCAGCAUGGAAAUGAUCACACCAGGAUGUUUGUAUCAGACCAGAGUCAUUGCAGAACAGAACAUUAAAAACGAGCAUUUCAAUCUGCAGGAAAAGGUGUUCGUGCUUGCAGAUCCAGCUGUGUUUUCCGCCUCUCUUGAAUCGACGCUUCGAGCUUACCUGGAUGUGUCUGACUCGCUCAGGAAUACACACAUGGUGGAGAGAAAGGUUGUCCUCCAUGUGUUGUGUUCAGGGCUGGAGACGGCAUGUCAAAACACCAACCUGGCUCGAGCUCUGGAGGCUUUAGACAAUAAGACUGCGAGGAAAUAUUUCCAUGAUGUGGUUCUUGCUGUGAGCCAGAGUACAAACCAUGGCGCGGGCGGCCGUGCAGACUAUCUGAACACACUGCAGGAAAUAUACCAACGAAUCACGAGUGGCGCUGAAGAGAGAACAGAGGCUGGCCGAGGCUCUCUGUGCAACGCUUUAAUCCCCUAUCCGAAGAUCAACUUCCUCUUGUGGAAUGAUGAAGAGGAUCUAUGGAAUCUGCUGACGCAGUUCACGCUCCAAUCCUGCCUGAGCUCUGGUAAAGACGAAGACGACAGCAACAAACGAGACAGUGGGAUAGAGAAAGAUAUCAAUGACCAGGGUAACACCACCCUGCCUUUUAACAGGCAGUCUGCACUCAAACGGAGAAACGCCUACAGGACUGUAAAAUCUGCAGAAAAUUUGGACCUUGUUAAAGAGAAGAUUGAAGGUUCCUCUGGAAGCUCUGCUGGACUCAAAGAGGAGCGGAGCCACACGGCUCGAGUGGUGGUCCUGGGGGACGAUCGAGCGCUGGGAAGACUCGCCAGAGCCUACAGUUCGAUGCGCGAGAAGGAGUCCAAACGGAAUAUGUUGACCAAGAAACUGAACCUGCAGUUGUACUACAUCCCAGUGUCUGAUGUGAAGCCUUCACUGCAGCCGCCUGAGAGCUCUUUCCUGAAAGAGAGCAGCUUAUCUCUGGCCUCCCAUUUAGGAAGAGUGGACCCCUGGUACAACAGCGACAUUAGCAAUCUGGGAGCUGCAAUCUCCAAUCUGUCCGAAAUGCCCACGAAUACCAGUGGACCAUCAGAGCUGAACCUCUUCCUCCUGGACAGCCUGUGUUACUACCUCCGCUGUGGGACACAGUCAGUGAACCUACCGCUUUAUUCAGUCAAGAUGUUCUGCUCCACCUCUGGCGUCAACUCUGUAGUGGAGGAUGUGUUCGUGUCCCACCUGGAGGCCGACAUCCCAGACUUCAGACACCUGAAGAAGAAGAAAGAGACUUCAAAGGCACCCAGUUCACGAAGCAGGAAGAUAACUGAGAAACCCUUUGGAGCCGUCCUCUCAGUCCGUUACACAAAGGCCUCGUUAAGCAAGCGACAGAUCGUGAGGGGAGAAGCACCGAUGACGUGUGGAGUGGUGAUCACAUCCGAGCCAGCAGAUUCGACAUCAGGUGAGGAUUACCUUAAAGUCAGUUUUGACAGCGUGAACCCAGAAAACAACGAAAAAAUCCAGACUAAAAGCAUCAACAUCAAGACGCUGGAGCAUUGGGCACUCUGUGUGUGCCUGGACAGGGACUCCCGCAGGAUUUAUAACAACAUCCAGAGAUUAGAAAUAUUCCCAUGUUUGGACCCAGGAUGCAAAAUUAAAACCAGGUUAAGCAUGAACGCCAGUCGAGAGCUGCCACUCAGCAGGUACCUGGACCAAGUCCUGUCGCUGCCCAUCAAUACCUUCACUGGAGCCUCCAGCUGAAGAACCUCACCCGUCUGUUCCUCGUGCACACACAUCUGCCGUAACCAUGCUGUGUCCGCUUUGUAACUGUGUAUAUAUUGGUUAUAUUUGUGUUCAACAGUGUUUCAUAUCCGUAUGUUUUUUAGUUGUAGUUUUGACUUUUCUUAUUUUGGUGAAACUGUGAUGAUGUUUGAGUCAAAUGAGCUUUCCCUGUAGCACAUUCCAGUAACUGUGUUGACUUGAAAAUGUUGUUUUGAAAAAGAAAUGAGAAAUUAUACUUUUAUUCAGAUUAAAAUAGUAUUGUAAGAUUGUAUAUACUGUAUAUCGUUACAUGUGAAACUGUACACAAAUCAACAACAACAGAAAUUAAGUCCCGGUAUAUUCAUGGAGAAUUUAUGGCUGCAUGGUGGCACAGUGGUUAGCACUCUCACCUCACAGUGAGAGAUCUGGCCUCUUCUGUGUGGCGUUUGCUUGUUCUGUCCACAAACAUGUAUUUGAGGCUAACCGGUGACCCUAAACUCCUUCUAUAAGUGGAGUGUUUUUGCCUGUUUGUCUCUCUGUGUUCGCCCUGUGAUGGGCUAGCAACCUAUCCAUGGUGCAUCCUGCCGUCUCCCAUCUUAAGCCCCAGAGCCUCACAACCCUGCACAAGAUAAAGUGUAUAGAAGAUGGAUGGGUGGACAUAUAUACAUUUUGCAAACUGUGUCAUUCUGAGAUGAAAACUUGACUCAUCUUCAGGGAUUAAAGAAAAUCAGUUGUGGGAAAUAAAUGGUCUACGAAGGACCACCAAACUUAGUUUAUUGUGGGU
Messenger RNA from Salarias fasciatus (jewelled blenny), 3204 nucleotides. RefSeq names its product phosphoinositide-3-kinase, regulatory subunit 6b (gene pik3r6b). The transcript is spliced from 19 exons. The coding region runs from base 270 to 2420 and encodes 716 amino acids. NCBI's taxonomy places the organism in Eukaryota, Metazoa, Chordata, Actinopteri, Blenniiformes, Blenniidae. Gene Ontology annotation, biological process: G protein-coupled receptor signaling pathway; positive regulation of MAP kinase activity. Gene Ontology annotation, cellular component: phosphatidylinositol 3-kinase complex, class IB. Gene Ontology annotation, molecular function: 1-phosphatidylinositol-3-kinase regulator activity. The record is from RefSeq and is a predicted model, not a curated record.